AUGGCAAACAGAUCCAGGAGCAAUGCAGUCACAAUGGCAAAGUCAAUCCUCCUCAUCAACGGCCCCAACCUAAACCUCCUUGGCACCCGCGAGCCGCACAUCUACGGAUCAACCACACUGUCCCAGCUCGAGACGCAAUCAAAAGAACACGCAAAGUCCCUCGGCGCAGACCUUCAAUCCUUCCAAUCCAACACCGAGGGCGCCAUCGUCGAGCGCAUACACGCGGCGCGGGGCAACGUCGACGUCAUCAUCAUCAACCCGGCCGCCUACACGCACACCAGCGUCGCCAUCCGCGACGCGCUGUUGGGCGUUGAUAUCCCCUUCAUCGAGCUGCACAUUAGCAACACACACGCGAGAGAAAGCUUCAGGCAUCACAGCUAUUUGAGCGAUAAGGCGGUGGCGGUUAUUAUGGGGUUGGGAAUCCAUGGGUACGGAUAUGCGAUUGAUCAUGCCGUGAAGAAUAUUAAGCCCAAGGCAUAA
Colletotrichum godetiae is the source of this 480-nucleotide messenger RNA. RefSeq names its product dehydroquinase class II. Bases 1 to 480 code for a protein of 159 amino acids. The record is from RefSeq and is a predicted model, not a curated record. The transcript is spliced from 2 exons. Gene Ontology annotation, molecular function: 3-dehydroquinate dehydratase activity. NCBI's taxonomy places the organism in Eukaryota, Fungi, Ascomycota, Sordariomycetes, Glomerellales, Glomerellaceae. Gene Ontology annotation, biological process: quinate catabolic process.